This is a messenger RNA of Syngnathoides biaculeatus (alligator pipefish), 2412 nucleotides long. RefSeq names its product golgin subfamily A member 7-like. The coding region runs from base 91 to 576 and encodes 161 amino acids. NCBI's taxonomy places the organism in Eukaryota, Metazoa, Chordata, Actinopteri, Syngnathiformes, Syngnathidae. The transcript has 6 exons. Gene Ontology annotation, cellular component: Golgi stack; palmitoyltransferase complex. The record is from RefSeq and is a predicted model, not a curated record. Gene Ontology annotation, biological process: peptidyl-L-cysteine S-palmitoylation; Golgi to plasma membrane protein transport; protein targeting to membrane.
UUUGGUAUCUAUUCCUGUUUGGACAUACCUGAGCGGUCUUAUCGUGUCUUAACUAAUGAAUUACGAAAAUUGGGUCACCAGCAGUUUGUGAUGGCAACAACGGACUUUAGCUAUAGUGGGGUUCACACUGACCAAGUUGCUACAGCAGACACUCACAGUUUACAGGACAUCCAGCAGCCUGUUUUCUCCAUCAAGGUCUUCAUCCAGAGAGAUUACAGCUCGGGAACUCUCUGCAAGUUCCAGAACAAGUUCCCCACAGAACUCGAAAACAGGAUGGAUAAACAACACUUUGAGGAGACCAUCCAGACUUUAAACAAUCUAUAUGCUGAAGCAGAGAAACUUGGGGGGAAAUCCUACGUGGAGGGCUGCCUCGCCUGCCUCACUGCCUACACCAUAUUCCUCUGUAUGGAGACACAGUAUGAAAAAGUGUUAAGGAAGGUCGCCAGAUACGUUAAGGACCAGAAUGAGAAGAUCUACAUUCCCAGGGGCUUGCUGCUGACUGACCCCAUUGAGCGAGGCCUCAGAGUCAUUGAAAUCACAAUUUAUGAAGACAGAACUUUUGUCCCAACAAGAUAAGUCCAUGACUGGUGACGGACUGCUCACGUGCCCAAACAUGCGCUCAGCUCUGCUUCUCUUGUAUUGUAUAUAAUGAUUUCCUGCUCUAUUUUUAUUUAUAUACUGUAUACUCCAUCGACUGCCUCUUUUUCUUUCUACACGUGGAGACUCUUGGUAUAAAGAAAGUGAUGUAAAAAAAAAAAGAAGCUGAUCAAGACUGGGCCUUUCAAAUAGUGCCAUUGUUAAAUGUUAAUCGUGCUAUUCCUUGAAUAGUUAGACCAGUGUUUUGUCUAAUAUCUAGUUGGUCACAGUUGCUGUAAAAUCAGAUGUGUGAAUAAGUAGUUUAUAAUUGCGGACUGUGUUAACGGUAGUGUUUCACAGUAUUCAUUCUUAAUUUUUAAGGUUGAGAUUUUUGUGAAUCCUAAAUUGGUAUUUUUACAGUUUUAUAAUAAGACCACUGUAAUUAUGACUCUUAAGUUGUAUGAGGCCAUUUUUGUGAAUGUUUGUUUUGUACGCUCACCACAGAACACUCCACAUUCCACACAUAGUUAAUAUUGUGGGCUUAAACCUUUCUUAUAAACCACAUUUGAAUCAGGGUUUCCUCAAACUUCUGCAGCUCAAGACACAGCAUAAAACUUGAUUCCUCCCGAGGAAACUUGCUUCCUCCCGAGGAACCAAGUUUUAAAAAUGACAUACCCGACAUAGAAAUUAAUAAUGAAAACGGCACCUGAGAUGACAUGAAUACAAAAAAUGUACCUGCUUCUUUAUCAAUGGACUCCCAUUUUACUUUUGGUGACCUCAAAUAAAAAUUGGUGUGGCACCAAAAGUAGAGAUUUUUUUUGGGGGGGGGACCUUUAAGUAAAUUGCCUUUCCUCUCGACCCUCAUGUCACUUCUGGUGAAGGAAGUGUUUAUUGAAUGAUCCUUUAAUAAAUUAAAUGUAUACGUAGUUACCAUUUUAAUUGUGUGUUCUAUUUUGAGUUAGGCUUUUACCCCUGGCAAAUUUGGACUUGGUUGCUUUUUUUUCAACCCUCAAGUUAUCUUGUGGAGAAGUGAGAGGAGUUAUGGACAACAGGCAUCAUUGUGGAAAAAAUACUUACCAGCUUUUAUGUAAAUUUGAACAAAUAGUACUAUGUCCAAAAUUCAUUCCCUUUGCAAAUGGUCCAAGUCUAUGGGAUAAUCCAAUGGGCUCUACCAAAAUGUCAAACUCAAGGCCCGUGGGCCAAAUCACAGUAACCUAAAUUGAGCAAAUUAUUACCCUUGACUUCUGAUUCCAUCCAUCCAUUUUCUUAGCCGCUUAUCCUCACAAGGGGAGCGGGGAGUGCUGGAGCCUGUCCCAGCUGUCAACGGGCAGGAGGCAGGGUACACCCUGAACUGGUUGGCAGCCUAUCGCAGGGCACAUGGAGGCAAACAGCCGCACUCACAAUCACACCUAGGGGCAAUUUAGAGUGUCCAAUUAAUUUUGCAUAUUUUGGGGUGUGGGAGAAAACUCACGCAGGCAUGGGGAGAACAUGCAAACUCCAUACAGGCAUCUAACCCUCAACCUCAGAACUGUGAGGCCCCUUCUUUCCAGCUGAUUCAUGUUGUCGCUACUUCUGAUUCCAAAAGUAGGAAUCCUGCAAUGUAUGUAUAGUAUUAUGAGUUGACUAAACAGUUAUAUGGUUUCACAGUCAACAGUCCUCUGUGGAAAAACGUGACUACAUUAUGGGCUGUGACAAAAAAAACCGAGUUUGACAUACUGUACCUGGUUUACCCCCCAAGUACUCCGAGCUGUUGUAAAGCAAAUCACAGUCAAGGUGGUAUGGCAGUGGAUUGAAGGCGAAAAGCAAUUGUGAAAAUGAGAUUAAAGGUGGGAAAAG